Insectozyma verbasci is the source of this 4329-nucleotide messenger RNA. The record is from the annotation of a GenBank genome assembly. NCBI's taxonomy places the organism in Eukaryota, Fungi, Ascomycota, Pichiomycetes, Serinales, Debaryomycetaceae.
AUGAAGGAAGUAGUGGUUGAUGUGGCUCCUAAAUGUAUUAAAGGUUUAGAUUUCAGUGCUUUAUCUGCUAAAGAUAUUGUUGCUCAAUCAGAAGUUGAAAUUGUUACCAGAGAUUUAUAUGAUUUAGAAAAAGGUAGAACUCCAAAAGAAUCAGGGGCAUUAGAUACAAGAAUGGGUAUUUCUUCAAAUUCACAAGAAUGUUCUACUUGUCAUGGAAAUUUAGCAUCUUGUCAUGGUCAUUUUGGUCAUAUACGAUUAGCAUUACCUGUUUUUCAUGUUGGUUAUUUUAAAUCAAUUAUAACUAUAUUACAAUGUAUUUGUAAGAAUUGUGCAAGUUUAUUAUUAGAUGAACAAGAUAAAAGAGAUUUCCUUAAUGAUUUAAGAAAACCAAUAGAUAAUCUUCGAAGAAUGAGAAUAUUAAAGAAAGUCCUAGAACAAUGUAAAAAACAAAGAAGAUGUUUAAAAUGUUCUCACGUUAACGGUGUUGUUAAAAAAGCUGCAAGUGGUGCAGGUCCAGCUGCUUUAAAAAUUGUCCAUGAUACUUUUAGAUGGAUUGGUAAAAAAGAUACACCUGAAAAAGAUUUAUGGGAUCAAGAAUUAAAUCAAGUAUUUAUAAGAAAUCCAGAAUUGGAAAAAUUUGCUAAAAGAGUCCAAGAUGAUUUAAAUCCUUUGAAAACUUUAAAUUUAUUUAAACAAAUUACUCCUUCAGAUUGUGAAUUAUUAGGUAUAGAUCCUGCAAAAGGUGGUAGACCAGAAAUGUAUAUAUGGAGAUAUUUACCUGCUCCUCCAGUUUGUAUUAGACCGUCAGUUAUGAUGGAUUCUCAAAGUAAUGAAGAUGAUUUAACUGUUAAAUUAACUGAAAUUGUUUGGACUUCUUCAAUGAUUAAAGCAGGUAUAAUGAAAGGUAUAUCAAUUAAUAAUUUAAUGGAACAAUGGGAUUAUUUACAAUUAUCAGUUGCAAUGUAUAUAAAUUCAGAUUCUGCAAAUCCUGCUUUAAUGCCAUCGGCAGGUUCGGGAGGUGCAAAAUCAUCAAAACCAAUUAGAGGAUUUUGUCAAAGAUUGAAAGGUAAACAAGGUAGAUUUAGAGGUAAUUUAUCGGGUAAAAGAGUUGAUUUUUCUGGUAGAACAGUUAUUUCACCCGAUCCAAAUUUAAAAAUUGAUGAAGUUGCCGUACCUGAUAGAGUUGCAAAAGUUUUAACAUAUCCAGAAAAAUGUACAAGAUAUAAUAAAAGAAAAUUACAACAAUUGAUUGUAAAUGGACCUGAUGAACAUCCUGGUGCAAAUUAUGUUGCAAAACAAAAUGAAGCAGGUAAAAGAAAUUUAAGAUUUGGUGAUCGUGUUAAAUUAGCUAAAACUUUACAAAUUGGAGAUAUUGUUGAACGUCAUAUCGAAGAUGGUGAUGUUGUUUUAUUUAAUAGACAACCUUCAUUACAUAGAUUAUCAAUUUUAUCACAUUAUGCUAAAGUUCGACCUUGGAGAACAUUUAGAUUAAAUGAAUGUGUUUGUACACCUUAUAAUGCUGAUUUUGAUGGUGAUGAAAUGAAUUUACACGUUCCACAAACUGAAGAAGCAAGAGCUGAAGCUAUUAAUUUAAUGGGUGUUAAAAAUAAUUUAUUAACACCAAAAUCUGGUGAGCCAAUUAUUGCAGCCACACAAGAUUUUAUAACUGGUUCAUAUUUAAUAUCUCAUAAAGAUUCAUUUUUUGAUAGAGGUACAUUAUCACAAUUAUUAUGUAUGAUGUCAGAUGCUGAUAUUCAAUUUGAUAUACCUCCACCAACAAUUUUUAAACCAGUUAUGCUUUGGACUGGUAAACAAGUAUUUUCAUUAUUAAUUAAACCAAAUAAAAAAUCUAAAGUUAUUAUAAAUUUAGAUGCUAAAAAUAAAACAUUUAUACCACCAGCACCAGGUUUACCAAAUGAAAUGUCACCAAAUGAUUCAUGGGUUGUUAUACGAGGUUCAAAUAUUUUAAGUGGAUUAAUGGAUAAAGCAACUUUAGGUGAUGGUAAAAAAGAUUCUGUAUUUUACGUUAUACUUCGAGAUUAUGGACCACAAGAAGCAGCUGCAGCAAUGAAUAGAAUGGCAAAAUUAUGUGCAAGAUAUUUAGGUAAUCGUGGUUUUUCAAUUGGUAUUAAUGAUGUUACACCAGGUUUUGAAUUAAGACAAAAGAAAGAAUUAAUUGUUGAACAAGCUUAUUUAAAAUGUGAUCAAUUAAUUGAUUUAUAUUAUAGAGGUAAAUUAGAAACACAACCUGGUUGUAAUGAAGAACAAACUUUAGAAGUAAAAAUUUCUGGUUUAUUAUCAAAAGUUAGAGAAGAAGCUGGUGACGUUUGUAUUAGAGAAUUAGAUUCAUUAAAUGCACCAUUAAUUAUGGCUACUUGUGGUUCAAAAGGUUCUACUUUAAAUGUUUCACAGAUGGUGGCUGUUGUUGGUCAACAAAUUAUUUCUGGUAAGCGUGUUCCUGAUGGUUUUCAAGAUAGAUCAUUACCACAUUUUACAAAAAAUUCAAAAACUCCACAGUCAAAAGGUUUUGUACGUAAUUCAUUUUAUUCUGGUUUAACACCACCUGAAUUUUUAUUCCAUGCUAUUUCUGGUAGAGAAGGUUUAGUUGAUACUGCUGUUAAAACUGCUGAAACUGGCUAUAUGUCAAGAAGAUUAAUGAAAUCUUUAGAAGAUUUAUCUUCACAAUAUGAUAAUACAGUUCGAAAUUCUUCAAAUGGUAUUGUUCAAUUUACUUAUGGUGGUGACGGGCUAGAUCCUUUUGAUAUGGAAGGUAAUGCAAAACCAGUUAAUUUUAAUAGACAAUGGGAUCAUGCAUUUAAUUUAACAUUUGAUAAAAAUGAAACAGGAUUAUAUCCAUAUCAAAUUAUGGAUGAAGCAAAUAAAAGAAUAUGUCCAUUAGAAUUUAAAUUGAAAAGAUUUGAUAAUCUUGGUAAUGAAGUUGAAGGUGAAGAAGGUAAAAAAUUAGAAUUUAUAGAUCAAAAAGAUGCUGAAAGAGAAUUUUAUCAAUCAAUUAGAGAUUUUAUAGAGAAAAAAGCAAUUAAAUUAGCAAAAUUAAGAGAAGCAAAAGGUUUAAGAGCAUUCUUUCAACCUCCAAAAGAAGAUGAUUUAUUAAUUGAAGAAGAUGAAAUAGCUGUUAAUGCAGUUAAUCUCUUAUUAAAAAUAUCAACCAAAUCAAUUAAAAUUUUUUUAGAACAAUGUUUAUCUAAAUAUUCAAGAGCUAGAGUAGAACCCGGUACUGCUGUUGGUGCAAUUGGUGCUCAAUCUAUUGGUGAACCAGGUACACAAAUGACUUUAAAAACUUUCCACUUUGCUGGUGUUGCUUCUAUGAAUGUUACAUUAGGUGUUCCUCGUAUUAAAGAAAUUAUCAAUGCAUCAAAAACAAUUUCAACACCAAUCAUAAAUGCUGUAUUAGUUAAUGAUAAUGAAGAAAUUGCUGCAAGAGUUGCAAAAGGUCGUAUUGAAAAAACUAUAUUAGAAGAUGUUGCAUAUUAUAUUGAAGAUGUUUAUAAAGAUAAUUUAGCAUAUUUAUCAGUUAAAAUUGAUUUAGAUACCAUUGAUAAAUUACAAUUGGAGUUAACAAUUGAAAAUAUUGCUGAAGCUAUUGUAGCUGCACCAAAAUUAAAAAUUGCUCAAAGUGAUGUUACAGUUACUGGUAAAGAUAGAAUUAAUGUUUUAUGUAGUAUUAAAGAAUCAAAAACAGAUACUUUAAAAAUAACAGAUACUAAAAAUCAAUUAUUUUUUAGAAUGCAACAUUUAAAAAGAGAAUUACCAGGUAUUCGUAUAAAAGGUUUAGAUGAAAUUUUUAGAGCUGUUAUUAAUAUUAAAGAUGAUGGUAAAAAAGAAUUAUUAGUUGAAGGUUAUGGAUUAAAAGAAGUUAUGAAUACAGAAGGUGUAAUUGGUACAAGAACAACAACAAAUCAUGUCUUGGAAGUUAAUGAAAUUUUAGGUAUUGAGGCUGCAAGAAGUUCAAUUAUUAGAGAAAUUGACUAUACAAUGAGUAAUCAUGGUAUGAGUGUUGAUCCAAGACAUAUUCAAUUAUUAGGUGAUGUUAUGACUUAUAAAGGUGAAGUUUUAGGUAUUACAAGAUUUGGUUUGAGUAAAAUGAGAGAUUCUGUACUACAAUUGGCUUCAUUUGAAAGAACAACCGAUCAUUUAUUUGAAGCUGCAUUUUAUAUGAAGAAUGAUAAAAUUGAAGGUGUUUCAGAAUGUAUUAUAUUAGGUCAAACAAUGCAAGUUGGUACUGGUGCUUUUAAAUUAGUCAAAUCUUCAAAUUAUGAUAAACGUGUAUUAAGAAAGAGACCAAGUUUAUUUGAACAAUGUUGUGCUUAA